AUGGAAGGCUUCCACCCAAGAAACGCUGCUGCCUGGAGUUCUCAGGAAUGGUGGUCUAGCGGUUGUGUUCGGCGUACUCCAUUAAACUGCGUUGCCAUCAAUGGCAAUGGCACCACGGAUGGUUUCCUCCAAGUUACUGAUAAGUCUCUAUCUGAUAAAGAGCCUUUUCAAAUUAUGUCAGACUCGACUCUACGAGGAUGCAAGACUGCUUGUCUCAACAAUUGCUCCUGCACGGCUUUUGCUUUUACUGAUUCAAAUUCUCAUAUAACUUGUAAAUUGUGGUUUGGCGAUCUUUUAAGCAUCCGGACUAAGGCCCCUUCUGACGGCCAGCUCUUGUUCAUUCGAUUGGCUGCUUGUGACGUGUCACAGUUGUCAGCCCACGCGGGAAGAAGCAGCAGCAGAGCAGUUGCACUCUCCAUUUCAAUUCCUCUGGGCGCAGCUGUUUUGAGUAGACUGUUCAUUGGAGCAUGCUUUAUUCACCGCAGGCGCCGAAGAAUGCUUGAGAAAUUUGUGAAGGACGACGCAUCAACAUCGCUUAGAACAUUCACCUACAAAGAGCUCAAAGUUGCGACCAAAAAUUUCGCCCAUAAGUUGGGAAAGGGGGCAUUUGGCUCUGUCUUCAAAGCAACUCUGCCAGACAAAACCCUUGUAGCCGUGAAAAAAUUAGAGGGUUCCGCACAAGCAGAAAAGCAAUUCCGUGCGGAAAUAAGCACCAUUGGAAACAUACAUCAUGUGAAUUUGGUGAGGCUCCGUGGAUUCUGCGUGGAAGGGUCUGCAAGAAUGCUUGUUUAUGAGUACAUGGAAAAUGGGUCUCUCAACUCUUUCUUGUCCAGCAAAUCCAAAGAAGAAGACAAGGUGCUGGAUUGGAAUAGCAGAUAUGGAAUCGCUUUGGGCACUGCAGGGGGAUUACUUUAUCUCCAUGAAGAAUGCAGAGAUCGCAUCAUCCAUUGCGAUAUCAAACCAGAAAAUAUUCUUCUAGACGCAGAUUUCUCUGCAAAAGUGGCUGAUUUCGGACUGGCAAAGCUUGUUGGCAGAGAUUUCAGCAGAGUGCUGACAACAACAAGAGGAACGAUAGGAUAUUUGGCUCCCGAGUGGCUGACCGGUGUGCCAAUAACAGUGAAGGUGGAUGUAUACAGCUUCGGCAUGACCCUCCUCGAAAUAAUCUCAGGCCGACGAAAUAGUGAUUUGAGCAUGCAAGAAUCUCAGCGCUACUUUCCGACAUGGGCAGCAACUCAAAUUCUCAAGGGAAACACCAUCGGCAUUGUGGAUGAAAGGAUUACAGACAGGGUGGAUGUUGAAGAGGUGAUAAGAGCAGUUGUGGUAAGCAUUCUGUGUAUUCAAGAGGAUGAGAAUGGGAGACCAAACAUGGCUCAAGUUGUCCAGAUAUUGGAAGGCAAAUCAGAAGGUAACAUGGAAAAAUAUGAGAGGUGCUUGCAAGCGCUCAUCGAUGAUGAUUGUGUUUACUAG
This is a messenger RNA of Cryptomeria japonica (Japanese cedar), 1467 nucleotides long. Its product is annotated as G-type lectin S-receptor-like serine/threonine-protein kinase At2g19130. Bases 1 to 1467 code for a protein of 488 amino acids. Gene Ontology annotation, biological process: protein phosphorylation. Lineage: Eukaryota; Viridiplantae; Streptophyta; Pinopsida; Cupressales; Cupressaceae. Gene Ontology annotation, molecular function: protein kinase activity; ATP binding. The record is from RefSeq and is a predicted model, not a curated record. The transcript has a single exon.